AGUAUAAAAAGUAUCUUCGGAGUGAGUGAGCAGAAAAUUUCUGAGUUUUUAUUUUUUUCUUAACUUUAAUUAAUCGAAAGCUAAUAAGAACUUUACUGCUUAAAGCAACAUGUUAAGACCACAGAAAUGCAAGUAACAAAGAGAUUCAGAGAGUGGCAAAUCUUUAGAGGCAAACAAAGCUUUAUAUCAGUGUUUCUGUUAACUGUGACUUCAUUUUUGACGACUGCUCACGAAAUCGUGAAGAACGAAUUCGAUAAUGUAAGUUCUGAAAUUGAUUACGUUGAGUACAACGAACCGAGAAUAUUUGCACAACCGCCUGAAAUUAAGAUUCUCAACGAAUAUGUCUUGGAAGCUGGCAUGGAAUUGAAUGCAGUUUGUAUGUCAAAACAUAGUUCAUCGCCAGCACAAAAUUUAUGGUUUUUAGAUGAUGAGAUGAUUGAAAGUGCACUUGAGUUCGAAGAUGUCAAUGUUUUUGGCAACGAAUCGACAUUAUAUUCUUUCAUUCAACUAAACAUCACAGCUGAUGAUGAUGGAAAGAAAUUGAUGUGUCAAUCUUUUCAUUCGGGACAUAAAGUCGAGUCUUUUGAAGAUUCUUUGAAACUUAGCGUCGUUUACAAACCAUUAAAACUUCCAAUAAUCUUUAUUAAUGGUUAUGAAGUUGGAAAGUCUUUUGACGUCACAAUAAACUUUCGUUCGAAUCCAAAACCUUCGACGCUGAAAUGGAUUGUUGAUAACAGGAAAAUCUACUACGGAACAAAAGCUAACAAAUGUCAAUCGAUAGAAAUAACUUCCUUAGGCAACAAUAACUGGAGAGCAGUUCUACAAAUAUCCAAUUUGACUCAUGCAGACACGCUUUUAAAUUACACGCUUCAAGUAAGAAACUCGCUUGGUGGCACGGAAUAUCAAGUAAAGUUUUCAGACGCUUCAGAAAUGACUUCUCAUGAAACUAACGAGAAAGAAAAUGAAGAAGAUUUUGAAAUAAUCGAUGGCACAACUUUCUCGGACACAAGAAGUAGUUUGGAAAUUAAUGAAAUGUUAGACGUGACCGAAACAGAUUUAUUGUCAACAGAACACAUCUCAACAACAACAGCAACAGAUGUAAACAUUCCCUUGAUACAACUUGAAACAUCAACGAUUCAAAUUGUUGAUUCUUCUCAACCACAGCCUAUGGGAACGGAACUUCCUAAAGUUGUAAUUGAUGUGACAACUUUCUUACCCGAAACGGAAGAGUCACAAAUAUUUACAGAAAAGUACAAUCAUAACAUAACAAUGAAAUUGCCAACAGAAGAUUCAUUCCCAAGAAAUGAAUUGAAUGAAUUUAUCACCCCUGAAAUGUCAACCGACGUUCCUAGUAGGUCAUUCACAUCACUCUCCCAGUCACACCCAACAAAAGGGAAAAUUUCAAAAGUUGUCAUCAUUAAGCGACCUUUUAACUUUACUUCUUUAGAUUCCACGACAGAAUCGAUGAUCACAAUUCAUCAAACAAAUAAAAUCGAUGAACUGGAAUUAUUUUUGAGUGGAAUCGUUGUCAAAGUUAUUGUCAGUUGGAAGACAUCUCUCAUGAUUCUCCUAUUUUUCCUUCUUCUAGCAUUGAUUUCCUAUCAUUUUCGUCGAAUAAGGAAACUCAAAGCGGAACUUAUCCAAAAGAAUCUUGAAAGUGCCGUCAAUCAAUCAUCUUCCUCUCGUUCAAAUCGAAAUGCUUACACACCCGCAUAUUUUCCCAGGAGAAAUAUUUUGAGUUCUUCAAAGUUUCACGAUUCAAUCAAUAGCCGUGACACUGAAUGUGAUUCAGACAUGAUAAGCCACUCCGAAUGUUGUUAUUCACAUACUUACAAUCCUAGUCUACAUUUAUAUGAAAGUAUUGACGAGUUCAGCAAUUCAAUUAGCGGUUGUCACAUCUACGCAGAGAUACCUUCAAGACAAGACUCAAUUGUCUCGAUUGAAACAGAUUUCAAUCAUAAUCACGAGUUUCAGCAAGAGAAUAAUAUUGACAGUCUUGAACAUUCUCUAGAAUAUGCAGAAGCAUUCGAUACAACGACUUCAAUUUAUUACCAAGCUUUAAUAGUAGCCGUAAGUGAAUCUGAUUUAAGAAAAUCAGAAUUGGAGUCAACAUAUAUUUGAACGAAGAAAGCUUUGUCCCUUACAUUUUAAGUAUUUACGCGCAAAAACUCCAUAAAGUAAACCUUCGAAGAGAAGUAAAAUAAAAAAACGUCUGCUGAUAAAAGCA
Clunio marinus is the source of this 2227-nucleotide messenger RNA. Lineage: Eukaryota; Metazoa; Arthropoda; Insecta; Diptera; Chironomidae. The record is from the annotation of a GenBank genome assembly.